CCAUAAAAUCUGUGAUACGAGUCAUAAAAUAAUAUAAUUUAAAUAUUUUAUCAUAUUGUACCAAAGACUGCGUGUGUAUUUGUUUAAAUUUUAAAUACAAAUAUAAUGCGCUGCGCAAUAUUAUUAUUUUUCAUAUAUUUCGAUAUAUCCGAGAGUAAGUUAUGGUCGAAAGGAGUCGUGCAUUACACCAUCAACCCAAAAGAUUAUGACCUCCACUCCCAAGACGAGAUAAUGUCGACGUUCUCCGCCCUGGAGAAGGAGAUGUGCGUCAAAUUCUUCAGAACCCCCCUCAACUAUUCCACCAGCGAGACGCAGAAGGUGCUGUACAUCAGCAACCCUAACAAGCAGAGGAGCUGUCCGCCGAUGCGGUUCAACUAUAGCGGCAGUGUCGUGGACAUGCCGAUCGGGUACAAGUGUAUAAACAAGAAUGAUAUCGCGAGGAUCACCAUUGAAAUGUUAAAAGCCAGCAUCGAUCAGACGGCGCCACCUAUAAAUAGUUUCGAUUUGGUUAAAAGGUUUGAGGAACAGGACCAAACCAAACCGCGGCCUACGUUCCUAACAACCGAAGACCGCAACUUCAUCAACGCGCACUACCACGGCGAGUGUGCGUCGCUGUCGCAGCGCGCGAGUGGUUACUCGGCGCGGCGCGACUUCGGCGACCGGGGCGUCUCGCUCGGCGACCAGAACUCGGCCUGGUACGCUGAGCGGGCGUGGCCGCUCGCAGUCAUCAUGUACUCCGUCGAGGACACGCUGCGCGACUCCCAAGACUACAAGCUGCUCAAGUUCGCCAUGACGCAGAUAGAGCUGGCGACGUGCGUGGUGUUCCACGAGAUGGGCCCUGAUGAUAAAUUCUCGCCGUCCAACCAGCUGCUGUUCAAGGGGGAGGGGGGGGACGAGCCGGAGCUCGGCUUCAAACGCGGAGAUCAGGUGAUCAGCCUGCGAGCGAUGACGCACGGAGCCCCGGGGCACUCUGCGCACGCGCUCAACAACCUGCUGCGCGCGCUCGGCCUCCCCAUGAUGUCCAACCGCUUCGACCGCGACAACUAUCUCAACAUUCAGUGGGCACACGUGCAGAAAGGCAAAGAGCGUCUACUAGAGAAGACUCCUAAAGAGGCGUGGGUGGUCGGCAUUCCUUACGACUUCAGCAGCGCCACUCAUGCGCCAGCUAACUUCCUCUGCGACAACUGCCCUCCUGGAGCGAGCACCGUGCAACCGCUACAGGACGCAAUGUGGCGCCGCUGGCUAAGCAUGGGGCACAACAACAAGCUGUCGGAAAGCGACGCCAUUUUGGUCAACCUGGUGUAUUCGGCGCAGUGCAAGGCGCGCGAGCAAAGCGGAUACACUUAUUAAACAAAAAUAUAUUAAAAGUACUAAAAAA
This is a messenger RNA of Cydia amplana, 1378 nucleotides long. RefSeq lists its product as uncharacterized. The coding region runs from base 106 to 1350 and encodes 414 amino acids. The transcript is spliced from 9 exons. The record is from RefSeq and is a predicted model, not a curated record. Gene Ontology annotation, molecular function: zinc ion binding; metalloendopeptidase activity. Gene Ontology annotation, biological process: proteolysis. Lineage: Eukaryota; Metazoa; Arthropoda; Insecta; Lepidoptera; Tortricidae.